Molecule: messenger RNA, 2382 nt
Organism: Anguilla anguilla (European eel)
Lineage: Eukaryota; Metazoa; Chordata; Actinopteri; Anguilliformes; Anguillidae
Product: alpha-(1,3)-fucosyltransferase 4-like
Exons: 1
Coding region: 371-1402 (343 amino acids)
Cellular component (GO): membrane
Molecular function (GO): alpha-(1->3)-fucosyltransferase activity
Source: RefSeq, a predicted model, not a curated record
UCACUGCCGUCUGCUUUUAUUUCACGUUUCGUUUGCAGCAGAUACAUAUUUACACGUGAAGUGGGCGUCAAAAUCUGACUUGCGUGUUGAAUAGGCAUAUCUCUGGAGCGCACUUAUCGUAAAGCCAAAUACGGAUAUAAAAUGGGUUUGUUGGCAAAGUGUCACUCAGAAUUUAUUGAAGUAGGCUAGUUGGAUUUCAAUGUACUGAAAGCAGCACUGAAUAUACGUGAGUUUGCGGACAUUUCGUUGUGAAGAAAUUAACAUGUUUCAUGGAAAUUAUCCCUAUCGCCUGGGAGACUGAGACGCAGAAAACUUCUAAUACCAACAAGCAUCAAGGUCCGUGGCACACAAACGAUGUCAUUGAAUUGUAAUGAAGACUUCGAUCCCGCAGAUUUUUCUCGCCGCUUUCGCCUGCAUUCUUUUGACCCUCAUUCUGUGCUUUCUAAACCUUCCGCAACCGAUAAAAAGUUUUAAUGAACAUACAGGUAGAGAAGAUUACAGAGUUACCAUUCUUGUUUGGUGGCUGCCAUUUGGGAAUUACCAGAGGAUGCCAGACUGUGCCGCUAGUUAUGGAAUCCAUGGGUGCACAGUAACUACUGAUCACGACGCUUACUCACAAGCCGACGGUGUAAUCAUUCAUCACAGGGAGGUCGUGGGCAAUCUCAGCGGGCUACCACGCAGCCCUCGGCCACAGAGGCAGAAGUGGAUAUGGAUGAACUUCGAGUCACCCAGCCACACCUCAGGCUUGGAGGAGUUGGAAGGAAUCUUUAACUGGACCAUGUCUUACAAGGUGGGGUCUGACAUUUUCAUGCCAUAUGGAUACCUGCGAGCCCGGAAAGCCUCAAGGUCCUCCCCUGUGCUCUUGCCACACAAAAAAAGGCUGGUGGCCUGGGUCAUCAGCAACUGGAAUGAGGACCAUGCCCGUGUGAUCCUUUACUGGAGGCUGAGGAGGUAUCUUCCUAUUGACGUGUAUGGCCGUAAUGCCAGACAGCUGGUGAACAACAGCAUGGUGCAGACUGUUUCACAGUACAAGUUCUACCUGGCCUUUGAGAACUCACAGCACCCGGACUAUAUCACAGAGAAACUGUGGCGGAACGCUUUGGGGUCCAGUGCUGUGCCAGUGGUCCUGGGGCCCCCACGGAGCAACUAUGAGAGGUUUCUCCCCCCGGAUGCUUUCAUCCAUGUGGAUGACUUCCAUAGUCCCAAGAUGUUAGCUGCAUAUCUGAGGUUCCUGGCCAAAACCCCCCAGUUAUACAGACGUUACUUCAACUGGAAAAGGGACUACGCGGUCCAUGUCACCUCCUUCUGGAAUGAACACUACUGCGCUGCCUGUAAAGCGGUGUUGGCUGGCAGGUACCAGACUAAAGUGGUGUCUGAUCUCACCUUAUGGUAUGAAAGCUGAGUUUAUGGUUGUCACAAUUUGUAUGAUUUAUUGUCGGUAUGUGAAGUAAAAUAAGUUGAAUUUAUUGCAAUAUCUGCAGGAAAAUUAUAUUUUAAACUGAGGAUAACGGUUGACUCAGUGCUUUUUAUACGCACAGCAAAUUCAGUUUAGCUGAUAUUGACAUGAAUGUAAGUGCACUUAUUAAAUUCAGUCACAGCACCUGCAAACACACUUGUAUCAUCUGGUCUAAGUCCCGUGGUGGUUUACCUGUUGUAAAUUAUAUUGGUUUAUUGGUUUCAUUGGUUCAUGACAAAAUUAUAUUGUGUCAAUGUGAGCAGAAUACUUAGAUGUGUAAUCUAUUUGACUUGCUGGCUGGCUGACUGAAUCACAGGGCUAUAGACUGUAGUAUUUGAAUGCUGCAAUGUUUAUUUGUGUUGUAAUGUCUCUGAAAAUGGCUCUUAAAUGUUCAUCCACAUUUAUGGUGAAAAAUAGAUAGCCUACUUUUUGUAAAAAUGGCUACACAGUUGUCCGUUCACUUAGGUAAGUAGAUGUAAACUACACCUCUCCACCCACCCACUGUUCAUGAGUAGGGCUUUCUUUUUGGUUCUUUGGCUGUGCUGAUCCAACAUUCCUGACCUUAUAGGUAAAAUCACUCAACACUGCAGUCUCACAAAAGGAGGUUUAUGGUUUAUGAACAGUAUUAAGUUAAGGAAAUGUGCAAUAUGACUUGGCUCUUUGUUCUAUAUCUUGGUCCUAACACAUUGCCCUAUUGAGGCCAGUAAGCCAAAAAGAUGCAAUAACAAGGAGCACAUUUUCUAAGUGUGAUGCUGCAUUGGGGGUUGUUUGUGGAAAGAGGUGCACAUGAAUAACUACUGGUCUCUGCCCUCUUCCUGCUAUUUGUGCAGAGCCAGCCCACACACCUUUAGUUGAUAUUGCGUUAUGACUUUUAGUGUGCAGGUUGAAAGAGGAUACAUGGGAGGAUACCAGACCUGGGUCAAAUA